This is a messenger RNA of Pogoniulus pusillus (Red-fronted tinkerbird), 7739 nucleotides long. It is a transcript of the gene ATP9A, whose product is annotated as ATPase phospholipid transporting 9A (putative). Gene Ontology annotation, biological process: retrograde vesicle-mediated transport, Golgi to endoplasmic reticulum; endocytosis; phospholipid translocation. Gene Ontology annotation, cellular component: plasma membrane; trans-Golgi network; endosome. Gene Ontology annotation, molecular function: ATP binding; ATPase-coupled intramembrane lipid carrier activity; magnesium ion binding. The transcript has 28 exons. The record is from RefSeq and is a predicted model, not a curated record. The coding region runs from base 117 to 3260 and encodes 1047 amino acids. NCBI's taxonomy places the organism in Eukaryota, Metazoa, Chordata, Aves, Piciformes, Lybiidae.
CCCCCUCGGCGGCGCUGCCAGGCGGCGGCGGGCCGGGCCGAGCCGAGCCGAGGCGCUGCUGGGAAGCGCAGCUGGGAAAGCGCAUCCCGCCCUGCUCCGCCCCGGCAGCCGCGGCCAUGACCGACAACAUCCCACUGCAGCCGGUCCGGCAGAAGAAGCGGAUGGACAGCAAGCACCGCAGCGGGUGUUGUGAUUGCUUAAGAUGCUGUGGCAGGAGAGACCCAAGGCCUCGUACUGUAUGGCUUGGCCAUCCAGAGAAGAGAGACCAGAGAUACCCUCGCAAUGUGAUCAACAAUCAGAAAUACAACUUCUUUACUUUUCUUCCUGGUGUGUUGUUUAACCAGUUCAAAUACUUCUUCAACCUCUAUUUCUUGCUUUUGGCCUGCUCUCAAUUUGUCGUUGAAAUGAGGCUUGGUGCACUUUACACAUACUGGGUUCCUCUGGGAUUUGUGCUUGCUGUUACUGUCAUCCGAGAGGCCGCGGAGGAGAUCAGAUGUUACAUGCGCGACAAGGAAGUGAACUCGCAGAUCUACAGCAAGCUCACAGCGAGAGGGACUGUGAAGGUGAAGAGCUCUAAUAUACAAGUAGGCGACCUCAUCAUUGUUGAAAAGAACCAGCGGGUCCCUGCUGACAUGAUCUUCCUGAGGACGUCGGAGAAGAAUGGGUCUUGCUUCCUUCGCACUGACCAGCUGGAUGGUGAAACAGACUGGAAAUUGCGGCUACCUGUUACCUGUACUCAGAGGCUGCCAACUGCUUCUGACCUACUGCAAAUCCGAUCCUAUGUGUAUGCAGAAGAACCCAAUAUUGACAUACAUAACUUCGUGGGGACCUUCACAAGGGAGGACAGUGACCCUCCAGUGAAUGAAAGUUUAAGCAUCGAGAACACGCUGUGGGCCAGCACAGUGAUUGCAUCAGGUACUGUUGUGGGAGUUGUCCUCUACACUGGAAGGGAACUGCGCAGUGUGAUGAAUACUUCAAACCCAAGAAGUAAGAUUGGCCUUUUUGAUUUGGAAGUCAACUGCCUUACCAAGAUCCUCUUUGGGGCUCUUGUGGUGGUCUCACUUGUCAUGGUGGCCCUUCAGCACUUUGCUGGUCGCUGGUAUCUUCAGAUCAUAAGAUUCCUCCUCCUGUUCUCAAACAUCAUUCCCAUUAGCUUACGUGUGAAUCUGGACAUGGGGAAAAUUGUCUACAGCUGGGUGAUCCGCAGAGAUUCCAAAAUCCCCGGGACUGUGGUUCGGUCCAGCACUAUUCCUGAGCAGCUGGGGAGGAUAUCCUAUUUGCUUACAGACAAAACAGGAACUCUUACACAGAAUGAAAUGGUCUUCAAGCGACUUCACCUGGGAACAGUAGCUUAUGGCUUGGACUCCAUGGAUGAAGUGCAGAGCCACAUAUUCAGUAUAUACACACAGCAAUCUCAGGACCCACCUGCAGUGAAGGGCCUUACUUUAGCCACCAAAGUGCGUAAAACCAUGAGCAGCCGCGUGCAUGAGGCAGUGAAGGCAAUCGCGCUCUGCCACAACGUGACCCCGGUGUACGAGUCCAACGGGGUGACAGACCAGGCUGAAGCUGAAAGACACUAUGAGGACUCCUGCAGGGUGUACCAAGCCUCCAGCCCUGACGAGGUGGCCCUGGUGCAGUGGACCGAGAGCGUGGGUUUGACGCUGGUGGGCAGAGACCAGUCCUCCGUGCAGCUGAGGACACCUGGCGGCCACAUCCUGAACUUCACCAUCCUGCAGAUCUUCCCCUUCACUUACGAGAGCAAGCGCAUGGGGAUCAUCGUUCGGGAUGAAUCAACAGGAGAGAUCACUUUCUACAUGAAGGGGGCCGAUGUGGUGAUGGCUGGGAUCGUGCAGUACAAUGACUGGCUGGAGGAGGAGUGUGGUAACAUGGCUCGCGAAGGCCUGAGGGUUCUUGUUGUAGCCAAGAAGUCUCUGACAGAAGAGCAGUAUCAAGACUUUGAAGCACGCUAUGUCCAGGCAAAGCUAAGUGUACAUGACCGCUCCCUGAAGGUAGCCACAGUCAUCGAGAGCCUGGAGAUGGAGAUGGAGCUGCUGUGUCUCACUGGUGUGGAGGACCAGCUGCAGACAGACGUCAGACCCACUCUGGAGACCCUGAGAAAUGCUGGCAUUAAGGUGUGGAUGCUGACAGGGGAUAAGUUGGAGACAGCCACGUGUACAGCCAAGAAUGCACAUUUGGUGACACGGACACAGGACAUCCACAUAUUCAGACUAGUGACUAACCGUGGAGAAGCUCACCUAGAGCUGAACGCCUUCCGCCGGAAACACGACUGUGCUCUUGUUAUUUCUGGCGACUCGCUGGAGGUGUGUCUCAAAUACUAUGAGUAUGAAUUCAUGGAGCUGGCUUGCCAGUGCCCUGCUGUUGUGUGCUGCAGAUGCGCUCCGACGCAGAAAGCUCAGAUCGUGCGAUUGCUCCAGGAGAGGACUGGCAAGCUCACCUGUGCAGUAGGUGAUGGAGGGAAUGAUGUUAGCAUGAUUCAGGAGGCUGACUGUGGUGUUGGGGUUGAAGGAAAGGAAGGAAAACAGGCAUCACUUGCAGCCGAUUUCUCUAUCACUCAGUUUAAACACCUGGGUCGUUUGCUAAUGGUGCAUGGAAGGAACAGUUACAAAAGGUCUGCAGCACUCAGUCAGUUUGUAAUCCACCGGAGCUUGUGCAUCAGUACAAUGCAGGCUGUUUUCUCGUCAGUAUUUUACUUUGCUUCAGUUCCUCUCUACCAAGGCUUCCUCAUCAUUGGGUACUCCACAAUUUACACAAUGUUUCCAGUGUUUUCUCUAGUGCUGGACAAGGAUGUUAAAUCUGAAGUUGCAAUGUUGUACCCAGAGCUCUACAAAGACCUUCUUAAGGGACGACCAUUGUCAUACAAAACAUUUUUAAUAUGGGUCUUAAUAAGCAUCUAUCAAGGGAGCAUCAUCAUGUAUGGAGCACUCCUCCUCUUUGAAUCUGAAUUUGUCCACAUUGUUGCCAUUUCCUUCACGUCCUUGAUCCUCACAGAGUUACUGAUGGUGGCACUGACAAUCCAGACGUGGCACUGGCUCAUGAUAGUGGCUGAGCUUCUCAGUCUCUCCUGCUACAUAGCUUCUCUGGUCUUCUUACAUGAGUUUAUUGAUGUUUACUUCAUUGCAACUUUAUCAUUCUUGUGGAAAGUCACAGUCAUCACCCUGGUGAGCUGCCUCCCCCUCUACGUCCUGAAGUACCUGAGACGAAGGUUUUCUCCCCCAAGCUAUUCGAAGCUUACAUCGUAGGGCUGCUGUCCUCACUCACCAGAGACAAACAUUGCACAUGGCUGGGAGGCAGAAUCAUGUAGUUGUUCCUAUAAUGAAUACAUCCAAUAUUUGCAUAAGGAUCAUGUGGUAAUCUCUAUUACAUGCUGCUUUAUUGAACAAGACUUCACAACUGCCGUGAAUGGAAACCUCAUGAUAAAAGGGAGUUUUUUUUGUGGGUGGAGGCACUUGUUACUUCAUCAAGUUCCUGUCACUUUUGUUCAGCUUAACUGCGAUGCUGAUGGUUUCUUAUGCGUGGUUGAAAGUAUCUGAAAGCUGCUAACUGACCUAGGAACUUACACGUGACAAAUUUAAGUUACUUUUUAAAGUAUCUGUGCUGUUCUUUGCAUUGUUAUGUUGUUUUAAGUUAUUUAUCUUUUCCAUCCAAGUAGUUACGUUAUUUUUACAUCUUGGAAAUCCCUUAUUGUAGGUGAUGCACUACACUGCUGACAGCUGAUUGCUGAUUUAUAGCAUGCUGUUUCCAUAAUGGGGCUCCAGCUUGUCGGAUCUACACACACUGGAGAAUCUGAGCAUGUUUGAGAUUUUCCUUCAGUUGCAGUGUGCUCACCCUAGUGAAUUUGGAGGUAUCCAAUCGUUGAUAAAUAGAGAGAAAAAUGAAGAAAUUCAGUUUUGUUUAGCUUUUGUGCUUCCUGUUAAAAGGAACUGGUGACGUGAUGGCUUUACUCUGUAUUUAUUUGCAUAGGGGAAAAUGAUUGAAAGUAAAGCAAAUCAUUUUGGGGAAAGAAAUUUGAAGUUGAUCAAACUUGAAAUGUGUCGACAAUGUGAGAAGAGACUCGCACUGUUCUGUACACAAUGUGGCAGAUGUGUUUUGAAUCCUUGGAGACUGAAAGGAGAGGUCACAGAGCUGCUACUCCUCACAGCUACACAAAAUCUGUUUCCUGUUAGGGUGAAACUGUGAGGAUGAGCUGCAAAUAAGCUGAGGCACUCCUAGGUGGAUGUCGUUCAUGACACUCUUCUGCAGAGAGGCAGUUUUUGAGAACCUUGCACUUGAUUUGCUCUGAAAACCAAACUUGAUUCACAGGAGUGGGAGUCACCUGAAGGUAUUAGGCUCAUGUGCAGAACCAAAGGUAUGCAUUUAUUUUUAGUUUUCAAACAUUAAACUCAGUUCUUUUUUCUAAUAAGCUUUGGGCCACAUUAUAAUAGUGUCAGGAGAGCAACAUGUGCUUAAGCUGCUCAGGAGAAGGACAGAGAGUUAUGGGAACCUUUUAUGGUUGGGUCCCUGCAUCAGACAUGGAUAAGCUUUUAGUGGUGGCCAUCCUCAUCCAAUGACUUUGCUAAAUCCAUUGCUUGCUGACUCAUUCCCACAUCAUAAAAAACAUAGUCAGAGCUGUCACUGCUUGGUGCUGUUACUGGUCAGUCGCUCACAGGGACCAGGAAUGGCAGAGCCCAGACCUUGAGCUCCCUUCUCUUUCAAGGCAGCCCUUCCAGGUCAGGACAGCCACACUGAUGUGAGGAGCAGAAGCUCCCUGGUUGUUUCUGUGCCGUGCCGAAGCUCUUUAAUGGACUGCCAGCUUCAGUUGCCAUUGCUACAGGCAUUCCACUGUCGCAAGCAGAACAAUGAUGCAUUGAAAGAUCUGGUGUGAAAAUGAAGGGAAAAUGCGAGUGCUGUUUUCAAAGAGCUGGGAGUCUCUGUUGACCCAUGGUGGUACAUCUUCAGUUUUCAGAUCUAGGAUAGCAGUGGCUUGUGUGGUUGAUGUGUGGUAAUUGCUCUGGGGAAUGUUUUGCACAACCUGACCUGCCUGCCUUGGUCUCAGUUCCUGAGAGUAAAUAUCAAAGAGGAGGAGAAGCAAGCUCCAGGAGAUGUAGAGAAAAAUUGGAUGCGCUUCAUAACGCACGUGGCUCAAAGUGAGAGGAAGGUACAGGCUCCUGUGACCUUGUUGUUAUUUCAUGCAGGGAAAACCCUCUUAAUUUGGAAAAUCAUGUUUCAAAAUCCUUCAAGAAUGAGAAGAGCAAACUUCUUUAAUUUAGCUCACUGCUUUUUCUUUUGUGCCUCUCUUCUGACAAGGCUCUUGUCUGAAGUCCUGAUACAUAGCAGCCACCUUCAGAAACAACCAACUGGCCAAGCAAAGCUAGUUCUUAAUAUGGAACUUUUCAUAUUACUUCAAACAUUUGCCUUUAUCCUUUCAAUUUUUUUUUUCCUGAAAAUAACAGUAGUGGACAUUUCUAUGUAUUUGACAAGCAUGCUCAUGUUGGGAAAGGCCUUAGAAGUCCAGCCUUCUCAGUGAUUUGUCUUGCAGAACAAAAGCAGUCUCUGAACAGCCCAUUUGUGGGGGAGUUGGGCUGACAGCCUUGUGUGAAUUAUGCCACUUUGCCAAAAAGAUACUUAAUGUUGUCUUUAUCAUGACUUGCUACAGCUCCUGGAUAGUGUCUGCCAUGCAGGUGUUCUGGAGUCCCCAGCCAGCAUUCGAUUUGAGUAGAUGUAAGUAGAAGAACCAAGAGUUUCUUUUGGCCACUUCAUGUGACUGAGAAGUCAGGUCCCUCCUGUCCGUUGGCAAACACAUCGCAGAAGCCACCUUUGUAAAGCCCUGACCCUAUCUAGUGUGUAUUAGUAGUUAAAUGUCCUGCAAGAAUAACAGUGCCAUGCUACUGGGUGUAAAUAUUAUGGUAGGAUUCACUGUUUCCUCAAGUCAAUACAGUUUACACUGAGUGGACCAUAUUUGCAAAAUAUUAGCUUAUGCCAAGAAAGGGAAGGGCUUGUGAUUUUGGUUACAUUUAUUGAUUCAUAACUUUAAUAAAGAAGCCCCAUUUAGUGGAAUUGGUAGCAAUCUAUAGCUGUGUUUGGGGUGUGAAUUACGUUCCUUUGCAGCUAGUGUUUUUGCACAAGGUUGUAAAUCCAGGAAGCAAUUUCUGCCUGGCUAUACCCUGCAUUUCUUUAAAUCAGUCUGAAAAGUCAAACUGCCAUCUAACCAACAGCAGGAAAGAGGAGUGAUUGUUGUAUUUUGCAAGUUUAGCACUUUAUGUCUGCAAUCUAUUUCUCUUAAGUUAUUUUAAAGAGUUGUUUAUAAAAGCAAAGUUUAAUGCCCAUUCCCAUACUUACUGUAGAUUUGAAUAAAGGGAUUCUCUGCUGGAAAUUUAAGCCUUUUCCUCUACUAUGCUCAUAGUUUGUGCUUAUUGGAAGUGAGGCAUUGUUUCCUUGUAUGUAGUAUAUUGCUUGUAGCCUUAGUGGUCUUCCUUUAUUUUGUUCUGGUUUAUGUACUGUAGCAGUUCAUCUAACUCGUGUGCUUUGGGACUGUGCUCCAAGCCGUAGGGUAGUGGUGUACGUCCCACAGUGUGCUCCUGCUUCCCGUGGCUGCUUCAGGGAAGCCAACACUCAGUGCUGUGCUGCAGUGGUGCUUAGUUAAUGUGGAAGUUUUGUGACGUGCUCUUUUUGCAUCUCUGCAGUAAUUCCAGGUGUGUCUUCUUUUUUUAGGUUUGUGCUCUUUGUCUUUACUGCUGGUUUUAUUCUCUCCUUAGAGCUUGUCCCAUUAAUCUUUGCAAACAUUUGCUUUGCUUAGUUCACAGUGUGAUUGAAAUGCAACAGUCUUUAUUCAACAGCAGCAGCUUAAAUCUGUGCAGAGCAUUAUCAGAACUGGCCCAAGGAGUGAUGAGUGAUGUCCUUGGUGUCCCCUCAGUGUUGACAGCUAUGUGCUGAGAGCUACAGCUGGACAAAACUGAGAGUACUAAAGGUGUUUGUUGGUGGUCUGAACUGGCAGAGUUAAAUGCUGUGACAACCCUUCUUCAUCCUCUGCAACCACUGAGGAAAGUGUUGCUGUAGUUGAGCUAAGUUUGUCAGGGAGCCCCAGAGUCAGAUGUUUGAGUCUCUAAAGCUUACCUUUUGGCUUUGUCUUUUGAAGGAAGCUGCUGCACCAUAUGAUGCUCCAUAAAUCCUUGAUUUGCACAAGCAGUGCUCUAAAUCAGGUAUGUGAACAGCUGCUGCAUGGAGCUCACAGUUGCAAGAUCUUUAAACACCACUGUUCAGGUGGGGUUUGACUCAUCUCCACAGUUGCUGGGACCAGUCCAGCACCCACUAAAAUCUUCAGUGUGAGCUGGAUGGGCACUUAUUUUAUUAUCAGUUAUUUCAUAAGUAGCCAUCUCUUUGAUUUAUGUGAGAUCCUGGGUUCUACAGCUUUGCCAAUAUGGUCCAUUACUACUGCCUACUACAACUUGUGUACUUCUAUGCCUUUGAGAACAUUUUUAAUUGUUUAAAUUGUUAAAAUAAGUGUUAAUUUAAUUUUUAAUUGGGGAAAUGGAUUCUGGUGUCAAAGUGAUAUUUACUGUGAUGCCGAUGUUUUGUACCUGUCAUCUAGUUAAAAGCUGUGUAAAUACUCUUGGUUCAAGAGAAAUACCAAUGCCAGUUAUUUAUUGUUCUGUGAAGUUACAUGUUGCAGAUGUGUUCAACCUUAAAAGGGAAUGUUGUAAAACAAGGUGGAAAAAUAAAUUUUAUGCAACUUCUUUACUUCA